CUGUGCCAUCUCCCAACAAAUGGACGUGACAGGCUACCGCCAGAGAGCGAGAAAAGCUAUAGCCGCUCCCGUACUCGAGAAAUUGUCUUCUUUCUUUUUAAACGACCUCUCAUUAUAAAAAUACAGCGAUAAACUGCGACCUUAAACGUGAGGCGCGCAUUCAACAGUGCGCGCUGCGGAGCCGAAGUAGCGGACCUGCUGGAAGCUACGCUGUUUAAACAAGGUGGAGCAGCGAGUGAAUCCAUCGACUGGUGAGGACAACACGCCUCUUCAACACAACAGAAAUAAUACUUAUAUAGUUUAAUCCGCCAGGACUGUCGAGGAAAUCGUGACUUGUUGCGGAGUUUGCAAGAAAAUGAGAUUUUUACGCACAGAUAAAAGGAUGACGCGCAAUUCCAGCCAUGAACGCGCACCGUGAGGCGCACGACUGACGCCUUCAUUUCAAAAGAAGUUUUUAUUAUUGUGCUUGCGUCUGCUGUCGACUAAACUUUUACGUCCUUGCCUUGGUAAAGCCAGAUGAGAAGGCUGAGAGCAGCGGAAGGUGGUUGACUUAAUAUGGCUGUGCCGCUGGGGCAUCAGGGGGCGCUGGCCGGAGCUCCCCAAAGCGCCUGAAUCCCUGUUGAGUUGAUUGUUUUGGGGGGUUUGGCAGGUGACCAGAAGCCGAUAAUGCCGAAGAACAGGGAUAAAUUCAACCCGGACCCGUCCAUCCACAUAUCCAAGAUGAAUGUGAUCAUCCCGUUUUCAUCAGAUGUGCCCUGUGACAGCAACGGCCAGCGGAUGUGGUGGGCUUUCCUCGCCUCUUCCAUGGUCACUUUCUUUGGGGGUCUCUUCAUAAUCCUCCUGUGGAGAACUCUCAAAUACCUGUGGACUGUGUGCUGCCACUGUAACACCAAGAAGAAGACAGUCCAUCGGCUCACCACAGGUGAUGGCAUCAAGCGCACUGACAAGGAUGACCCGGCGGCCAGCGAGGUGGGCUGGAUGACCUCGGUCAAAGACUGGGCUGGAGUCAUGAUAUCCGCUCAGACACUGACAGGAAGAGUCCUGGUGGUGCUCGUAUUUGCUCUCAGCAUUGGAGCCCUUGUUAUAUACUUCAUAGAUUCCUCUGAUCCUAUCGAGUCCUGUCAGAACUUCUACAAAGACUUAACGUUGCAGAUCGACAUGGCGUUCAACGUGUUCUUCUUGCUGUACUUCGGCCUCCGUUUUAUUGCUGCCAAUGACAAGCUGUGGUUCUGGUUGGAGGUGAACUCAGUGGUGGACUUCUUCACGGUCCCUCCGGUGUUUGUUUCGGUGUACCUGAACAGGAGCUGGCUCGGCUUGAGAUUUUUAAGGGCCUUAAGGUUGAUACAGUUCUCAGAAAUUUUACAGUUUUUGAAUAUACUAAAGACAAGCAACUCAAUAAAGCUGGUGAACCUUUGUUCAAUCUUCAUAAGCACAUGGCUAACUGCAGCAGGCUUCAUUCAUUUGGUGGAAAACUCAGGGGAUCCUUGGGAAAACUUCCAAAAUUCCCAGGCACUUUCUUACUGGGAAUGUGUCUACUUACUCAUGGUUACUAUGUCCACUGUUGGCUAUGGAGACGUUUAUGCAAAAACCACCCUGGGCCGCCUGUUUAUGGUCUUCUUCAUCCUUGGUGGUUUGGCCAUGUUUGCGAGCUACGUCCCUGAAAUCAUAGAGUUAAUAGGAAACCGCAAGAAAUAUGGUGGUUCCUAUAGUGCUGUUAAUGGGAGAAAGCACAUCGUGGUCUGUGGUCAUAUAACACUUGAGAGUGUGUCCAACUUUCUAAAAGACUUCCUACACAAGGACAGGGACGAUGUCAAUGUAGAAAUUGUUUUUCUCCAUAAUAUUUCCCCUAAUCUUGAGCUGGAAGCCUUGUUCAAACGACACUUCACCCAGGUGGAGUUUUACCAAGGGUCUGUCCUAAACCCACACGACCUGGCCAGAGUCAAGAUUGAAUCAGCUGAUGCUUGUUUGAUCUUAGCCAACAAAUACUGUGCGGACCCUGAUGCUGAGGAUGCAUCAAACAUCAUGAGGGUAAUAUCUAUCAAAAACUACCAUCCAAAGAUCAGAAUAAUCACUCAAAUGUUGCAGUACCACAAUAAGGCCCACCUUUUGAACAUCCCAAGCUGGACCUGGAAGGAGGGAGAUGACGCCAUUUGUCUUGCGGAGCUGAAGCUCGGUUUCAUCGCCCAGAGCUGCCUGGCUCAGGGCCUCUCCACCAUGUUGGCCAACCUUUUUUCCAUGAGAUCCUUCAUCAAGAUUGAGGAAGACACGUGGCAGAAGUAUUACCUUGAAGGAGUAGCCAAUGAGAUGUACACGGAGUACCUGUCAAGUGCCUUUGUGGGCUUGUCCUUCCCUGUUAUUUGCGAACUCUGCUAUGUGAAGCUAAAGCUACUACUGAUAGCUAUAGAGUACAAGUCUGAUAUAAGGGAAAGCAGCACGCUGAUAAACCCUGGAAACCACGUGAAAAUGCAGGAGGGGACCUUGGGCUUCUUCAUUGCCAGCGAUGCCAAAGAAGUAAAGAGGGCACUGUUUUACUGUAAAGCCUGCCAUGAUGACAUUACUGAUCCCAAAAGGAUAAAGAAAUGUGGAUGCAAGAAAUCCAAGACGGCCGCCUACAAGAAAAUCAGACUGGCAUGUUGUUUUGAUUGCGGCCGCUCAGAGCGGGACUGCUCUUGCAUGCCAGUUAAUGUGCGUUGUAACAUGGACUCCCCUCAACGCGACAUCCCACUCUCUGCUGUCUCUGUUAAUGAUUGCUCAGCCACUUUACGUGCCUCUAAAAAUAGCUAUAAUGGAUAUAUCAAAUCAAUUGAAGAGGACCAACAGCUGGCAUUAUCGCCUAAAAAAAAGCAACGAAAUGGAAACAUGAGGAAUUCUCCAAACUCCUCACCCAAGAUAAUGAGACAUGACCCGCUCUUCAUCCCUGGGAACGAGCAGAUUGAGAGCAUGGACGAGAACGUAAAGAAAUACGACUCCACGGGGAUGUUUCACUGGUGCCCGUCCAAAGACAUCGAGAAGGUCAUCUUGACCCGGAGCGAGGCAGCCAUGACUGUUCUGAGCGGUCACGUGGUCGUGUGCAUAUUUGGAGAUGUGAAAUCGGCGUUGAUCGGCCUCCGAAACUUUGUCAUGCCGCUGAGAGCGAGCAACUUUCACUACCAUGAGCUGAAACACAUCGUGUUUGUCGGCUCCCUUGAGUAUCUGAAGCGGGAGUGGGAGACUCUUCACAAUUUUCCAAAAGUCUCCAUUCUACCUGGCACACCGUUGAGUCGUGCAGAUCUGAGGGCUGUCAACAUUAACCUCUGCGACAUGUGUGUCAUUCUGUCAGCGAAUCAGAACAAUAUUGACGAUGCAUCACUGCAGGACAAAGAAUGCAUCUUGGCGUCACUCAACAUCAAAUCCAUGCUGUUUGACGACAGCAUCGGGGUCUUGCAGGCUAAUUCCCAAGGCUUCACACCACCAGGGAUGGAUAGAUCCUCUCCUGAAAACAGCCCAGUCCAUGGAUUAGUAAGGCAGACUUCUGUCACAACUGGAGCAAAUAUUCCCAUCAUAACAGAACUAGCACCAUUAGCAAAGCCAGGCAAAAAACUGCCUGUGAUUUCAUUCAGUCAGGAUAAAAGCAGUGGGACCAGCAUACAAAUAAUAACUGAGCUGGUGAAUGACUCGAAUGUUCAGUUCCUGGACCAAGAUGAUGAUGACGACCCAGACACAGAGUUAUACCUCACUCAGCCUUUUGCAUGUGGGACAGCCUUCGCAGUCAGUGUGCUGGAUUCCUUAAUGAGUGCUACAUACUUCAAUGAUAAUAUCCUCACCUUGAUCCGGACGCUGGUAACAGGCGGGGCGACGCCAGAGCUGGAGGGGCUGCUGGCAGAGGAGAAUGCAUUACGAGGCGGCUACAGCACGCCACAGACCCUGGCGAACAGGGACAGGUGUCGUGUGGCACAGCUGGCCUUGUACGACGGGCCCUUUGCAGACCUUGGGGAUGGCGGUUGUUAUGGUGACCUGUUUUGUAAAGCCCUGAAAACAUACAACAUGCUGUGCUUUGGUAUCUAUCGGUUAAGAGACGCACAUCUAAACAAUCAGAACCAAUGUACCAAACGGUAUGUCAUAACCAAUCCACCAUAUGCGUUUGAGCUGGUGCCCUCAGACCUGAUAUUCUGCCUGAUGCAGUUUGACCACAACGCUGGCCAGUCUCGAACCAGCCUCUCCCACUCUUCACAUUCAUCCCAUUCCUCCAGCAAAAAGAGCUCCUCCGUCCACUCUAUCCAAACCACCAACCGCACCAACCGCACUAAAAGCAGGGACUCGAGAGACAAACAAAAUGCAUCAAGGAUGAAUAGAGUGGGCCAAGAAAAGACAUGGUUUACAGAUGAGCCAGAGGAUACCCACCUGAGGACCAUACAGAUCAAGCCUGUGAAUACACUCGCCGUCAACCAAGUCAGUCAGUAUAAAUCCACAAGCAGCUUGACUCCACCCAUCAGAGAAGCAGAAGACGAGUGCUGAGCUCCAGAACUGCACUGACACCUGAAUGCUUCCCAGAAGACUUAGUGUGUAGGUGUCGGACUGGGACUCAGGAUAUCUUCUCAUCUUCAAACACAAAUCAUCCAUUAACAUUAGAAGGGACAAACCAUACUGCUUUCUUCAUUCACAUAUGCAGCAAGCCUAUUGUACAAGCAGAUUUAGAAACGUACAUGAAAUAUACAUGAAGACAAUCAUGGCCAAACGUCGCAACCACUCAUCUAUUAGCUUGUGCAGCUAAUCUUUAGUGGUGACCAGACUCCAUGACUUUUUUGUUCCAUUUUGGGGAAUGAGGGUCACUUGAAGGAGAACAGCAAUGUAAAAAUUCAAAGUACUACUACAAGAGGGGAUUAUUAUGAUAACUUGAUCAAGUUUUGCAAUUGUAAAAGUUGCCUUUUUAGCUGUUGAUGAAGAACUACUACUACUGCAUUUAUUAUACCCAGUGUUGCAGUAUUCUGUACAGUAUGUUAAAAUGUGUAUUUUACAUCCAGCUGCAGUCCCACCACAAUGGCGUUAAGUGACUGACUCUCAGUGAUUCCUUUGCCAUUUGGAGCUAAUUCACAACAUUUGUGACAGUUAAGAUGGCCAGUGUCCAUGUGUAAAUGGCAUUUGGCUCCAGCCUUAUCUCUAUCCAUUUAUAUUUGUCUUAUCUUUGCCUUUUUGAGUCGUUUGUUGUUAAUGUUUUCAUGUCACUGUCUGGUUGCAAUGUCCAAAACCCCAGAAAUCUUAAUAAGUAAAGCUUUUGAGUAUCUGCAACAUUUCUCCAGGGGUAAAAACUUUAGGAAUAUUCUUUUCUUCUUUUUUUUUAUCAAUAGCCAAAUAUGAUGGAGCUGUUUUGUAUAUUAGAAAAUAACCAAAAAUCUCACACAGUUUCUAAAAGUGACAGAUCUAAUAAUUUACUUAAGACACAAUAGACAGUAAAGCCAAAUACUAUGAUAUUGCAUGGCACCCUAUUAAAAGUCUGUAGCUUAGUUGAAUGUGAAAGCCACAUAUCGCAUGAAGUGGGCAUCUUUAAGUCCUCCUUUGGCUAUAAGCACUGCUUGACACAGGAUUGUCUUGGAGGCCAUUAAGUGCUUAUAUGUACUCCAUGACCAAUCUUAAUGCCAUAAUCAGACAUGUUCAUGCCUGACAUGACAUAUUUUUUAGAUACUUGAAAAACAGCUCUAUCAUAAAAAGUGAUUUUGGCUAUUUUUGUGUUCUGAUAGAUUCUAUUUUGUUCGUAAACCAUCUUGGUGAUCAAUAUCAUAUCCGAUAUAAUGUCCACACGUCUAAUGAAACACGGGUCAUUUGUUUCAGUUUGUAAGAGCAUGAGACCAGAAUGCAGAGCUAAUAGUGGUUAUUAAUCUUGUCUUAUUUAAAUAAUACAACAUAGCUAUAUUGGCACUGUAGUCAUUUUACAUCAGAAUCAAUGAAGGGGAAAGAAAAGUUAAUAAAAAUUAAAAAAAACAACCCAAGCAAUCCUUAAAAUCCUUAAUCCACAGAGGAUGUGUCACAGUCCAGCCAAGGAUACAUGUUGGAUGUGAAAAGAGAGAGGUUGUGACAUUUUUACUGGCACAGAGAGCAUCAAAACUGCCCAUUCCUCAGUGCCAGUAAUGUGCCAGGCAGUGCCGAAGCCAAGGGAGGACUCCAGAAGACCCACUGCUGCGAAAAGAGGCUUCUAGUUUAGCUGGAUUGAGCACAAAUUCACUUUUGCUGUGAGACUGAGAAAUGUACUCUUUGCUUUCCAUCUUGCCAGCUUAGAGACCAUUCUUUUAAAAAUGCAUCGUUGAAUUUGUUAUUAUGAGGCUGUAAUUCCCUGAAGAUAACUAGAACUCUAAUAAAUAAUUUGAAGUCUUAAAACAAUUUUUAAAUGACCCAUGGUCAAUAGCAGAUCCUUCUGCAAUUAAUUUUUAUGUACUCUUCAAAGAAAUCUUUAAAGCUUAAUGUAAAAUAUUUCUUUCUAGUGUGUUCUUGUUAGACAGUACCUGUGGGGUAUAGAGACAUUCAGCAUUGCAGUCUAGUUUGUAUUAUUUUGUGAUAUUUUUUUUAGCACAUGACUUGUGGAUACAAUGACAGUGCUAAGUUGAUUUUCUGACUAUGUCAUAAUACCCAAUAAUAAAUACAGUUUAUUGUCUUGUACAAAUAGGCUUGUACAUAAAUUGUACAUGAUUUCAUUUUGUAUUUUCACAAAUUAAAAGCUGAUGUAUUGUGUUCUA
Molecule: messenger RNA, 6704 nt
Organism: Micropterus salmoides (largemouth bass)
Lineage: Eukaryota; Metazoa; Chordata; Actinopteri; Centrarchiformes; Centrarchidae
Product: calcium-activated potassium channel subunit alpha-1
Exons: 32
Coding region: 667-4494 (1275 amino acids)
Biological process (GO): transmembrane transport; potassium ion transport
Cellular component (GO): postsynaptic membrane
Molecular function (GO): large conductance calcium-activated potassium channel activity
Source: RefSeq, a predicted model, not a curated record